CUCAGCCUCACCCUGUGUAGGAGGAUCUCACCCCUCCCCCAUCCACAUUCCUCUCCGGUGUCAGAGACUUUGAGUUUUGUUUCUCUUCUGCUGUGAGCGAUGGCGUCUGCUGAUCUGAGAGCUGAGCUGAAAUGUUCUGUCUGUCUGAACAUUUAUACCGAUCCUGUAACCCUCAGAUGUGGUCACAACUUCUGCCGGGUCUGUAUUGAUCGUGUGCUGGAUACACAGGGGGGGUCUGGAGAUUUCUUCUGUCCUGUAUGCAGAAAAAGGUUCAGGAGUCGUCCUGCACUGCAGAGGAACAUAACUCUACAUAACAUAGCAGAGACUUUCCUGUCUGCUCAGCCAGAUCAAGAGGAGUCCGGGGUCUUCUGUACUUACUGUGUGGACUCUCCUGUGCCUGCUGUUAGAUCCUGUCUACACUGUGAGGUUUCUCUGUGUGAUAAACACCUGAGAGUCCACAAAAAGUCCCCAGAACACGUCUUAUGUGACCCCACCUUGUCCAUGGAGAGCAGGAAAUGCUCCGUCCAUAAGGAAGUUUUAAAGUAUUUCUGCACCAAAGAUAACGCCUGUAUCUGUGUGACCUGCAGUUUGGCUGGAGAACAUCGAGGACAUCAGGUGGAGACACUGGAUGAGGCUUCUGAGAAGAAGAAGGCGACACUGAGGAAUGUUCUGCAGAAACAUCUGACAAAGAGAGAGGAGACGGAGGAAAGAGUCCAGAGUCUGCAGGAACACAGGAGGAAAGUAGAAGAAGAAGCAGCUGGUGACACCGAGAGAGUCACUGUCCUGUUUAGAGAUCUCAGGAGACGUCUGGAAGAUCUGGAGAAGAGAGUCCUGAGGGAAAUCUCCGAGCGGGCAGAGCGGAUCUCCAUCUCCAUCCGGGAUCUGGAAAUAAAGAAGGAGGAGCUGUCCAGGAAGAUGCGUCACAUUGAGGAGCUGUGUAACAUGACGGAUCCACUGACUGUCUUACAGGAAUCAGACACAGGUGACUUGUGUGAUACUGAGGAUGGAGAUAAUGAGGACAGAGAGAGACAUGAGGAGCUCCUCCAUGAUGGAGGGGGUCUGGGUGUGGCGGGGGUCUUACACACAGGUUUAUCUGAUAUAAUAACAGAGGUAAAUGUAUACUUCUAUAUAGAGGGAGCUGCAGACAUAUCACUGGAUGGAAACACAGCUAGUAAUUAUCUACAGAUAUCAGAUGACAGGAAAACUGUAUCCGAGUCAGAUAGAGACCAGAAUUACCCAGAAACACCAGAGAGAUUCCAGAUUUAUCCUCAGGUGAUGAGCAGUCAGAGUUUCUCCUCAGGGAGACAUUACUGGGAUGUGGAUGUCGGGGGGUCAGAGAGAUGGACAGUCGGGAUGUGUUACCCCAGUAUAGAGAGGAGAGAGUGGGAGGAGUCAUUGAUUGGAGAUAAUAAGAAGUCCUGGGGAUUGGUCAGGACUGGUGAUCAGUAUUCUGUGACACAUGACAGUAAAGUGACCCCCUUACCCACCAAUGUCUCCAGAAGAGUCAGGAUAGAUCUGGAUUAUGAGGCCGGGCGGAUCUCCUUUUAUGAUCUGUGUGACCCGAUCCGACACCUCCACACCUUCACCACCACCUUCACUGAGCCCCUCCAUGCUGGGUUAUGUGUAUGGAAAGGUUGUAUAAAGAUAUGUGGGGGGAGGGGGAGAUGAGACAUCACAGGGACAGUCAGUAGGAUUGGUUGAUUGUUCAGCCAAUGAUUGGAGGAAGUGGUGACUCCUGGGAGAAGUAUGAGGGCUGCCAUUGCUGGCCUUCUUCUGAAAAUGCUAGUUCCCUGGCUUUGUACUUGUGCCGGGUCAAACACUGGGACAGUAUCAAAUCCAAAGCAUAGACAUGACAGCCAGGGAACUAGCAUUCUCAAAUGGAGAGUUUAGCAAUGGCAGCCCCCAUAAUUCUCUCAUGACAGACGUCCUUUUAUCCCUUGCUGACCAUCAUCUGUAUAUAUACAGCCAGUCAACAAGAGGUUAUACCAAGGUCAUGGCCACAGAAACCGGAGAUCGAUCGGCUGUUUUGUAAAAGUAAUCUGGGUGGCUUUACAAUGUCCAAUCACUUUUACACAGUGAAAGACCAUCCCCCCCUCCCGUCACUUCCUGCAGAGCUACCCCCCGGCUCUCCCAGUCCUCCCGGGAGCCCAGGACUGUGGUAAGUGUCCAGGAUGGGAUCACACUGAGGAGAUGGAGGAACAUCAGUUCUGCGAUCUCCUCUGGGAUGAAUGAAUCCAGAAGUGAUAACGAUUUUGGGGCUGAAAUGAUUAAUAAAUAAAACCGAUAAUGAAAAUCGUUGUCGUUGAUUUUCAUUAUCGAUUCGUUGGUCUGCACGCACCUUCCUCCCUGCCUAUCAGUCCUGCCUCCGUCCGAGUGUUACACAAUCCCCUGUGUACAAGCCGCUUCCUCAUAGUGUCGCUCAUGUGACCGGGCACGUCUGCCUCUCUCCUCCUCGCUGACAUCAGCGGGGUAUUCUCAGCUCCGCCCACUUUGCUGCCCCCAGGGAAGAGAGAGAGGAGAGAAGCAGUGGUGAGCGCCGAGCUGCAAUAAGGUAGUGGCAAAACAUUCAUACAAUGGCAAAACAUUGCUUUUUUUGGGGGGGAGGAAUAGUGCCCCAUUAUUGGUGUUGGGGGGAGGAAUAGGGCCCCAUCAUUGGUGUUCUGGGGGUGAAUAGUGUUCCGUGUUUGAUGUUUUGGGGAGGAAUAGUUCCCCACCAUUGCUGUUCCUGGGGGGGUUGUACUAUAAACCCCAUCAUGACAGGAUACCUGUAUAUGAUCUGUGUAUAUCGGUGUAACACUCUGUGUUUUUUUCAUUACUAUUUUAAAUAAACAAAAAAAUAGCAUAUUACAUUUAUUUUAUGAUUUUCGGCCAACAAAUUGAUUAUGAAAAUAAUCGUUAGUUGCAGCCCUAAAUGAUUUCAUCACUUCCAGUUUCAGAGCUUCUCUUCUGCCCUCUGGAGGUCAGGAGAGACAUUGCAGGGUGUAAUAGACCAUAAAGAGGACCUGUCACCUGCCAAAAGCUAUCACAAGGGGGCUCUCCGGUGCCGGUUAUUUUAGUCCUCAUUUUCUAUGAAUGUCGGCAGUUUUCAGUCCUGGAAAUCCACGUCUCCUUCAUACAGGAGAGAAUUCUGGGAAAUCUCUGGCAGAAAACAUGAUGAGGAAUGAGUCUGCCCAAUCUCCUGUUAUAUGAUAAUAGCAGACCAUUAGCUGGGACUCUCCCUGGCUUGUCUUAUGUUAUCUCCGCUUUAUCACAUAAUGAUGAUACAAAAGUCUACAUUGUAAUGUAAAGUGAUGUUUUAUUAUAUUAUGGGGGAGGGGGAUGGGGGUGUAAUAUAGAGAUAUAGGGGGAUACUGGAAUGUUCUUGGGGGUUUCUUGUA
Rana temporaria (common frog) is the source of this 3377-nucleotide messenger RNA. Its product is annotated as E3 ubiquitin/ISG15 ligase TRIM25-like. The transcript has a single exon. The coding region runs from base 100 to 1668 and encodes 522 amino acids. The record is from RefSeq and is a predicted model, not a curated record. NCBI's taxonomy places the organism in Eukaryota, Metazoa, Chordata, Amphibia, Anura, Ranidae. Gene Ontology annotation, molecular function: protein binding; zinc ion binding.